Molecule: messenger RNA, 6496 nt
Organism: Syngnathus acus (greater pipefish)
Lineage: Eukaryota; Metazoa; Chordata; Actinopteri; Syngnathiformes; Syngnathidae
Product: potassium channel subfamily T member 1-like
Exons: 35
Coding region: 334-4134 (1266 amino acids)
Biological process (GO): potassium ion transport
Cellular component (GO): membrane
Molecular function (GO): intracellular sodium-activated potassium channel activity
Source: RefSeq, a predicted model, not a curated record
GGCGGAUGGAUAUUUAAAUUGGUCGUCAGGUGUGUUGUAAAUCUUUUUGGGAAUAGCGCGUCAGCCAAUCAGAGCUGAAGACGGACUACUUUUCUGGGCAGCUGCCACAAGCUACCUUGGAAGAAACAUCGAGCGAAGCAGGCAGGCAGGCAGGCAGCUAGCUUGAGCGUGACGUGCGACGUUCACUCUGUUGGACCUUGUUGACCUCCCGAGUGUCUGUGUGUUCCGUCCGGACCACGUUUUGCGGGAGAAAAUGACUCGGCUUUGUCACGGACGCGGUGGUGGGGCAGACCCGCUGUCACGGAAGCAACGCCGGAGAGCAAGUUUACGCUGAUGGGACCGCGAUUAGGAACGGGGACGCAGGCAGAGGCAGCCAUGAGCCCUCCACGCCGAUCAUCGAGUUCCCAUGGCGACAGGCCCUCAACUGAGACCCUUCAGAGGAACAACAGCAGCAACUCUGGUGUCAUCCUGGACAUUUCUGCUCUCAAGAUGGCUGAAGUGGAUACCGAAGUGCCUCCCCUUCCGCCUCGCUACCGCUUCAGGGACCUCCUGCUGGGCGACCAGACCUUUCAGAACGAAGACAGGGUGCAGGUGGAGUUCUACGUCAACGAAAACACCUUCAAGGAGAGACUGAAGCUUUUCUUCAUCAAAAACCAAAGGUCAAGCUUGAGGAUCCGCCUGUUCAACUUCUCCCUGAAGAUCCUCACCUGCGUGCUCUACAUCGUGAGAGUCAGCCUGGACGAUCUCAAGGAGACCAACGGAAACCCGUGUCACAACUCAAUGAUUCGGGACUCCAGCUGGCCCAAUUCAACAUCGGAGUCACCAGAAAUCAACUGGAAGUUGAUUUUCUGGGUUACCAGACCGGAUCCAUUGUGGGCUAUCCAAGUGACCGUGGCUUUAAUCAGUUUUUUGGAGACCAUGCUGAUCACAUAUCUCAGCUACAAGGGCAACAUUUGGGAGCAGAUAUUCCAGAUAUCCUUCAUAUUGGAGAUGAUCAAUACAGUGCCAUUUAUUAUCACCAUCUUCUGGGAUCCUUUACGAAACAUAUUUGUUCCGGUUUUUCUAAACUGCUGGCUUGCCAAAGGGGCGCUGGAAAACAUGAUUAAUGACUUCCACCGUGCCAUCCAGAGGACACACUCGGCCAUGUUCAACCAGGUGUUCAUCCUCAUCUGCACUUUACUGUGUCUGGUUUUCACCGGAGCGUGCGGCAUCCAGCACCUGGAGAGAGCCGGAAAGAACCUGACCCUGUUUGACUCCUUCUACUUCUGCAUCGUGACCUUCUCCACCGUGGGCUACGGAGAUGUGACGCCUCAGAUUUGGCCCUCGCAGCUACUGGUGGUCAUUCUCAUUUGCGUGGCCCUGGUGGUGCUCCCGCUGCAGUUUGAAGAACUCGCCUACCUGUGGAUGGAGAGCCAGAAAUUAGGCGGGAACUACAGUCGCCACCGAGCACAGACGGAGAAGCACGUGGUGUUGUGUGUCAGCUCGCUGAAGAUAGACCUGCUGAUGGAUUUCCUCAACGAGUUCUACGCUCAUCCCAGGUUGCAGGAUUAUUAUGUGGUGAUCCUGUGUCCCACCGAUAUCGAUAUUCAGGUUCGCCGCAUCCUCCAGAUACCUUUGUGGUCCCAGAGGGUCAUUUAUCUUCAAGGGUCCGCCCUCAAAGACCAGGACCUGAUGAGGGCCAAAAUGGACGACGCCGAGGCGUGUUUCAUCCUGAGCAGCAGGAACGAGGGUGACCGAACUGCCGCAGAUCAUCAGACUAUUUUGAGGGCUUGGGCCGCAAAGGACUUUGCUCCUAACUGUCCGCUCUACGUGCAGAUUCUCAAGCCGGAGAACAAAUUCCAUGUGAAAUUUGCUGAUCACGUCGUGUGUGAGGAGGAGUUCAAGUACGCCAUGCUAGCACUCAACUGCGUGUGUCCGGCCAUGUCCACCUUAGUGACGCUCCUCGUUCACACCUCCAGAGGACAGGAAGGGCAGUUGUCACCGGAGCAGUGGCAAAGGAUGUACGGACGCUGUUCCGGCAACGAGGUCUACCACAUCCGAUUAUGCGACAGCAAGUUUUUCGGGGAGUACGACGGCAAGAGUUUCACUUACGCCUCCUUCCACGCUCAUAAAAAGUACGGCGUGUGCCUGAUCGGUGUUAAGCGGGAAGACAACAAGAGCAUCCUGUUGAACCCCGGCCCGCGCCACAUCAUGGCCGCCACCGACACCUGCUACUACAUCAACAUCACCAAGGAGGAGAACUCGGCCUUCAUCUUCAAACAGGAGGAGAAGCACAACAAGAGCCUGUCGGUCUCCGGGCUCUACGACGCCCCCUGCAGGCUGCCCGUGCACAGCAUCAUUGCCAGCAUGGUUGAUCAGGCCACUUCAUAUGGCACCGUGGCCAUCGACCUCCAGAACCCCGAUCCACCGGAAGAAACCAGCAAGCUGGCUCUGCCCACGGAGAACGGCUCCGGGAGCCGCAGGCCGAGCAUCGCGCCGGUCCUGGAGAUCGCAGACUCCUCCGCCAUUCUACCGUGCGACCUCCUUAGCGACCAGUCAGAGGACGAGACCAACCAAUCGGACGAGGAGGGCUCCGUCGGAUCAGAUUUUGUGAAAGGCUACCCUCCCAACUCACCCUACAUCGGCAGCUCUCCCACACUGUGUCACCUCCUUCCGCAGAAAGCUCCAUUUUGCUGCCUGCGCCUUGACAAGGGCUGCACGCACAACAGCUUCGAAGACGCCAAAGCGUACGGCUUCAAGAACAAGCUGAUUAUCGUGUCGGCUGAGACGGCGGGCAACGGCUUGUACAACUUCAUCGUCCCCCUGAGAGCGUACUACCGACCCCGGAAGGAGCUCAACCCCAUUGUGCUUUUGCUGGACUACCCGCCAGACAACCACUUCUUAGAGGCCAUUUGCUGCUUCCCGAUGGUCUACUUCAUGGCCGGCACCAUCGAUAACUUGGACAACCUACUGCAGUGUGGAAUCAUCUACGCUGACAAUUUGGUGGUUGUGGACAAGGAGAGCACCAUGAGUGCCGAGGAGGACUACAUGGCCGACGCCAAAACCAUCGUCAAUGUCCAGACUAUGUUCAGAUUAUUCCCGAGCCUCAGCAUCAUCACCGAGCUCACGCAUCCGUCCAACAUGAGGUUCAUGCAGUUCCGAGCCAAGGACUGCUACUCGCUGGCUCUUUCCAAACUAGAGAAGAUCGAACGAGAUAAGGGCUCCAAUCUGGCCUUCAUGUUCCGCUUACCCUUUGCGGCAGGGAGGGUGUUCAGUAUCAGCAUGCUGGAUACGCUGCUCUACCAGUCAUUUGUGAAAGACUACAUGAUAGCUAUAGCCAGGCUGCUUCUCGGUUUGGACACGACACCAGGUUCCGGGUAUCUGUGCGUUAUGAAGAUCACAGAGGAGGACCUGUGGAUCAGAACGUACGGCAGACUCUUCCAAAAACUCUGUUCCUCCAGCGCCGAGAUCCCCAUCGGGAUCUACCGCACCGAGUCGCACAUGUUCUCCACAUCCGAGUCUCAGGUGUCCAUCAACGUGGAACAAGGCGAGGAGCAGCAACGCAAGCGCAAGGAGUCGUGGAAGGAGAAGACGGCGCACCGGAACUCCAGCGCAAGCGAGCAGUCGGAGCACCCGCUGCUGAGGAAGAAGAGCAUGCAGUGGGCCCGGCGCCUGAGCAGGAAGAGCACCAACAAGCCCUCCAGCCGGGCCGAGCGCAUCUCGCAGCAGCGCCUCAACCUGUACCGCCGCUCCGAGCGCCAGGAGCUGUCCGAGCUGGUCAAGAACCGCAUGAAGCACCUGGGCCUGCCCACUGUGGGAUACGAGGAUGUUUCAAAUCUCACUGCGAGCGAUGUGAUGAAUCGAGUAAAUCUAGGAUAUUUGCAAGAGUUGCAGGACAUAUCAGAACAGCCGUAUACAGACGGGAGCCGGCCGUCAGAGCCGCAAGCAGAUGAGAUGAACGACCACCAGAACACGCUGUCCUACGUGCUCAUCAACCCGCCUCCGGACACCAUGCUGGAGCUCAACGACAUUGUGUACAUCAUCCGCUCCGACCCGCUGGCGCACAUGCCCGAGGAGUCCCAAGUAGGCCAGAAUCGGAACACUUGCAACCAGACGCACUUUGUCUCUGAAACCAGAGACGAAACGCAUCUAUGAGCCACACACGCACACACGCGCACACUAGGCAGCGUGACCUUUGCUACUUGUUUCCACUGAGCCCAAGGAUGCAUGAAGAGUGCCUCAUCGUCUUCACGUGUCGAUCACACACCUCGUAUAGCCAAUUGACACUGGAGGACGCCAGGGGUGGGCAACUUAGGGCUCGGGGGCAAUUCAUCGGGCCCACCGUGCUAUUUGAAAAACAAGUAAAACCUCAGAGGAACUGUCAUGAAAAGCCCCCCUAAAAUGCUCCUCAAGAUACGCUACUCACCAGAAGUUAGAGAUAUUGGGCUCUUCAUGGCACCCCCUACCCCGAAAAAAUGUUUUUACUUGAUUAAUAAAACACAUGUAAGUGAUAUCAUGAAAUAGAAUAUUGAAAAAAAAAAUCACAUUGCCCACCUUGGCCACCAGGGGGCAGUAUAAAACAGACAGCUGGACAUUCCUACCACAAUUCCUUUCAGCUCACCAGUAGCUGUUCUUUGCAGAGGAUAAAGAAUAUAUGACUGUGAGUACUGUUAAAUUUUCUGUGUACGAGUUCAAAUGUUUCAUUGACUUCAAUCUGAAAUUCCUCCCUCUAGCCCGAUAUCACUACCUUUCUGUAAGUAGUGUCAAAUGAAUUUAUUUAGCGUGCACACGCACACUUUGUGCCCUCGUGCCUUGCGUUGGUGGGGCCAAACCAUCAGCGCAGCCGACGUCCUAAUUCACUCCAAGCAUUUCCUCCUAAUCGAAACUAUUACUUUGCUUUGUAGUAAACACUUCAUUUAGGAGCACAAGCGUCUUAUACCACCUCCCUGUAGGGGGCGGCAUUGACUGUCAAAGAUGUGAACAUAGCUGCCAAGGUUGUCAUAACAGGUCGGUGGGCUGUGGCCAUGACUUGAUUCAAUGAUGACGGAGCGGUCGCCUCGGCAACAAGCCGCUGUCUCGGACUCUCGGCGAGCGGUGUCGAAACACUGGAAAUGUUUACGGAAUCCUCUCAGCGCCCCCCGCUGGUUAUCUGAUUGCACACGUUUGAGAGAAAGACUUUCAACUUAGUGGCGCUUAUCAGCCAUUUGGUGUGCUUUUUCUUAAGUGUUUCUAAACCUAAUUUUUGCAGUGCCGAGAAAAGAAAAAACAAGUGUUAUUCAUUGAUUUCAAUGUGUCCUCCAAUGAUCUGCUGUUUGUGCCAUUAUUUAUUGAUUUGUAAAUACGUUUUUGUACACUAUGUGCCAUUUCUCAUCCCUUUUUGGGAAUAACAGAGCCUGGCCAGCUUCCGUCAAUUGUUUCUUUGUGAUCGUACACGUCAUUUUAGACGUAAAAAAAGAGAUAUUUCAAAAUGAAUUGGCCAAAAUCAAUUCAGUGGAACCCCUAAAAUUGUGUUCCAUAUUGCCCGAUUGGUGUCAUUUUAAAACGGAAUUUCUUUGUGUAAAAAAAUUCAUGUGCCGUAGUUUGGGUGUUAGACACCCCGAAUUUGAACUCUACAAACUUUUUUUUUUUUUGUGAACCUAAAAAGAUUCAGAAUCAAGAAUUGGUUUGAACCAGAAUCAAGUCAUUGAAAUUCAAAUGAUGUCCAACUCUAAAUGUGACUGCAGUUGGGGAUAGACCAACUCGUCACUUUCCAUUAAAAAAAAAAAAAAAAAAAAAACAUAAUUAAUUGUGUAUGCCAAAUGUUAGUCUCGGUCAGGCUCUUAAUUUCUUGAUUCAACAUAAAUGUCAGACUGAGGAUUUAAGGUUUGUUUGUUUCUUGUGAUGCGCCACUCCGGGUUGCAGCGUUAAUUGCUUUCUUUUUGUGUGACUUUGUACGCAAACUAACGUUUAUCCUGCAAUGAGACGUGAAAGAUGACUAUUUUUGCACUAAUGGAAUAUUUAUGGCAUGACCCUUUAAUUCCCUAACUCUUGUCCAUUGUUCAACAUAUCACGUUUUGUUUUCCUCGCAGGCAAAUGUAAACAACAACACACACAUUCGAGCGUGCAUGUUCAAUUUAUUUAUUUAUUUUAAGGCCUAACUUUAUCCGUUGGUCCAUUUUAAAAGAAGUUUCGGGACCCGAGGAGUUGAAAGGCUUCCAACAUUCCACAGUGUGUGCUUCUCUCCAGUCUAAGGGCAUGUUCAAGGGAUUUUAAACAAACAGCAUGUUUUUUGUUUAUUUUUAUACGCGAGCUUGCCAAGAACAAUAAUGUGUACCCGUUAGCCAAUGUCGGAGCCGCCGUUUGAUACGCCGUCUUUCUUAUAUGAACGGAACAUGCAUGUCGUUUACGUGUCAGCAGCCUGCGUGUCAUGUUUGCCACCUCAGUGUUCGACUACAUGCAUUUUGUACUAUUUUUCUUAUGAUGGGAAGGUCAAGGUUGAAGGUCAUGAACAAAUAAAAGCUGCAUGCAGCCAGUUCCA